ACUAGCAGCAUAUAGCUUGCUCCAGCCAGAUUACUCUCUGUUAUUUGUCCGUCCUUCUUGUGUUCAAUUUUAAAUAUUCCUAACACCGAAAAUGUCGGCCGAAAAUCAGCACUGGUGCCUAGUGAACUACAAAGAAGCCAAGUCUGGACGUGAAUAUGAAAUUGUUAACCAGGACAGAAUUCUGCGGAUUGGAAAAAAUAAAAAUAUUAAACCAGGAAAUGAAGUCAACGUAACUUGUGGAUCAGCACUUAUGAAGGCUACAAUAAUAACAGUGGCUGAUAGCUAUGAAACACUCUACAUGCGAUUUAAGAUGCUUUUCAAUAUAUAUGUUGAAAGGCAGGAAUCUGAAAUAAUUGCAAAAUAUAUUAAAGAGAUUGCUGACCUAACGCGGGAAAAAGAUUCCUAUAAGCAAAUAGUCGAUACAAUUCGAUCAAAUAUGGAGUCUUUUGUUAUAAAAUCCAACGUUAACACGAUAGAAGAAAAUGGAAAUAUUUACGUAAAUCUUGGCAAAAAUAAUAAUAAAAUUCUAUACGAAGAUUAUGAAGCAUUAAAUUGGAAGAGUACGACACAACCAACCAAACACUUGCUAGGCCUCUUGUUUUCAAGAGAACAUUUAGCGACCCAUUCUCUAACCGGACUCGCAAGCCCAGCAUUCAAACAAGAUACAAUAAAAGUUAAGAAACGGUUAAAUCCUGAAAUAGUAGAUGAUAUUAUUGAGUUUGUAGAAUCGAAUUCUAGUUGUACAAGAGCUCAAAUUAGAACUACCAUUACAUCUAAAUGCGCUGAUGAAAACAAAAUGUAUAAACAACGGUUGGAGAAAGAACGAGAUUCUAAAAGAAGGAGAAUCUAAAAGAACCAGUAUCGGUGAUGAUGUUGUUGAUGAUGAUCAUGAUAUUGUAGAUGAUGAUGAUUAUGAUGAUGCUGCUGCUGAUGAUGAAGAUAAUGAUGAUGAUGUAAUUGAGGAUUUGGUCAAUCCAUCACGUAAUAAAAGACAAGGUAAAACAAAAAAUACUAAAAGCGAUGAGCAUAAUAAUAAGGAUUUAGUCAAAGCAUCAACUAGCGGAAGAUCAGCAAAAGGAAAAGAAAACCAAAGCAAAUAAGUAUGUCUCUAUGUAUAUAUAUUUGAAAUAAUAUAUAGCAAAUCAAUAUU
Nicrophorus vespilloides is the source of this 1150-nucleotide messenger RNA. RefSeq lists its product as uncharacterized. Gene Ontology annotation, biological process: positive regulation of neuron differentiation; negative regulation of Notch signaling pathway. NCBI's taxonomy places the organism in Eukaryota, Metazoa, Arthropoda, Insecta, Coleoptera, Silphidae. The record is from RefSeq and is a predicted model, not a curated record. Bases 92 to 850 code for a protein of 252 amino acids. Gene Ontology annotation, molecular function: DNA binding; transcription corepressor activity. The transcript has 3 exons. Gene Ontology annotation, cellular component: nucleus.